AUGCGAAUCCCAGAGUCCCACAGGUUGGUCCACACCUACGUCAGGAAGCUGGGCCUGAAGCUGAACAAGUUCAUCCAAUAUGAUGGUAACACCUGGUUCCUCAUCAAUGGAAAACACUAUCGUACCAGGGAGGUCAAGGCCAACCCAGAGCUCCUAGGCUAUUCCAUGAACCCAAAAGAAAAGGGCAAGAACGCUAUGAAUCUCUUCUACCAGUCCAUUGAAAAGGUGACUCCUGCCUCACCCAUCCCAGGGAAAAAUCAGGGAACCGAAGAAUCCUGCCUCUGGCUCUAUAACUUUAAAGUUGCUCUCCCUUCCUCACCUCUGCAGCUCAAAAGAAAUAUGAAAAAUUUCGACUGCAGCCAUCUGUUGUCCUUUUGUGAUUCCUACUCCACCAAGGCUUACCUGCUGAAGGAAGGGAUGCUGAGCCAAGGAGCGGUGAAGACGAUCGGGGAUGUGCUGAAUGAGGAGUCCGGACACUCUAAGUCCCUCCUGGAGUCCCUGCAGGCUGACAUGAUCUUCGAGAGUGACAAGCACCCUGCUAAGCCCUUAACAGGAAUUGUCACAUUUAAUGCUAACAUCACCUGGAAAUUUCCUCCUUUUUCAGACCGGGAUCUCUGCUGCAACCCAGCAAGCCAACCUUGGGCGUACCACAUUCACCCUCUCUCUUCUCUUCACCCAUGCGGCUUUUCUGAGAUCACUGGUGGCUUUGACCAGCUCCCCAAAGCCCUCAAUAUGAGCUUGAAGCCUGGCACCAUCCAUCUAGGCUCCAGGAUGAAGACAGUAGUGAGAGAUGGGCCUGAGGUCCGGAUUUCCUACCAAGUGGGCAAACCCAACUCAACGCUACACACCCUCACCGCAGACUUUGUUAUCAUUUCGCGCCUCAUCACCUUUGAGCCACCACUCUCACUGGGCAAGAUGGAUGCGCUUCGCUCGGUGCAUCACACCAGCGCCACCAAAGUGGUUCUGGCCUGCCACGAGUCCUUCUGGGCGGAUGGCAUCCGGGGCGGGAUCUCCAUCACCGACCGGCCCUCACGCUACAUCUACUACCCCAGCCACAGCUUCCCCAGCGGCAAGGGUGUCCUGCUAGCCUCCUACACCGUGGACGAUGAUUCCCUCUUCUUUCUAUCCAUGAACCAGGACCAGGUAGUGGAUAUCGUCUUGGAGGACCUGGCGGCCGUGCACCAGAUGCCCAAGGAGGAGCUGCGGCGCAGGUGCCCCUCGUCUGUGCUCAAGCUGCCUCUGGAGCCCCUCAUCAUGGGCGCUUUCACUGAGUUCACACCCCAUCAACUUGCGGACUAUUCACAGCAGCUCUUCCAGCCAGAGGACCGCAUCUACUUUGCUGGCGAGCAUACCAGCCUGCCCCACGCCUGGAUAGACACUGCCAUUAAGUCUGGCCUCCGGGCAGCUAGGGACAUCCAGGCUGCUGUGGACGAGGAGGCCACAGGGGGACAGAAGACCUUCACCAACACCCAGGACCAUGUCUAACGCUGAGAGAAAUCCCUGAGGGAAUCUGGCAGGAAGCAAGCUGCAAAGUGGGAGCUGGAGGCAGAGACCCUGGGGAGAUAUCACCAUUUGUCCCCCUGGCCCACAAACAGGAACCCCAAAAUACCAAAGAACCCAGUUGGCAAGUCCACAGGAAACAUCGCCCCCUUUUGGCGUCUCUCUCCUGCCAGCAAAGAGAAGGAUCAGCAGAGUCAGGAGAGAUAUUUGGAGAGAGAAAGAAAAACUCAAGGAUGGAGUGUGCUAGAACCAGUCCUGAGCUUGCAUAAUAGUAACAAGCAAAAGAGAAACGUUUCAGCAACACCCUGUCAUCUACAACUAGAAGCCCCUAAAGAAACAGGCAAACCCAAACCACAGCAGUGUUAAACCACAGAUUGGCCACACAAACCCGCAGCACAGCAAACUUGAGCCAAGGCCUCCCAUCUCUGCCCACCCGCAGUCCAGAUGGAUGGGAGAGAUCAGAGUUCUUUUUUCUCUUUUUGAGCCUGCUCGAGAUCUCCUGGCCUGUGGACUUUUCCUCUCCACUCUGACCUCCGCAUCACCAACCAGAACUCACCCCCCUGCUUUUGCCUCCCCCUGGGAGGACACCAAGCCCAUUCUGCAUGCUUCCUCCCCACGCUGCUCCUCACUAACACCUGCUCGGUCCUUCCAGGCCCAAGUGAAAUUAUUUCCUCUCCCAAAUCCUUCCUUAAUGGACACACAACAAACUCCGAGGAUCUCUCCUGUGAGCCACAAGCCUUCCUACCUAGAAUCCCAAACAUCUGGACUAUGGAUCUUCUUGUGUUGUUAUAUAAUUACUACAUAGGUCAUUUCUGGGUACUUGGGUCCAAGUAGGCAAAAGGAAGAAGUAAAUAAACUGGGAAACCUGAGAACAUUCUUACCAGGAGGACGCUGGAGACCAGUAUGUGAUGAAAUACAGAGUGUUGUGUCCUGAGACUGUCAUUUCACAGGAGGAAGAGAUAGAGAAAAGAAGCACAUUUUCUUACUGCAUUUGGCCUAUUUUUAAGACCCCAGCCUACUUAACUCUGAUUUUCCAAGCACCCUAUAUUAGUAAGGAUGCGUUCCGUUUCAGGUGCUGGAAAUCAAGCCCAAACUGCCUUAAGGGAAAGGGAAUGUCUUGGCUCAAAUUUCUGAAAAGUCCAGAGCGACUGGGUUCUGGAAUCAACAAGUCAUCACCGAGGUUUUCUCUUUCUCCCUUCUUGACUAUGCUUUCCUAAAUUAGUUUCUGUACUAAGUUGAAUGAUGGCGCCAAAAGUUCACAUUCACCCAAAACCUGUGAAGGUGAAUGUAUUUGGGAAUAGGGUCUUUGCAAAUGGAAUCAAGCAAAGAUGAGGUCACACUGGAUUAGGGUGGACCCUAAUCCAAUAAGCGGUGUCCUGAUAAGAAGGAGAUUUGAAUACAAACAUGUACAGAGGAAGACAGCCAUGAACCAACGAUGGAGCCAGAUUGGAGUGAUCCAUCUACAAGCCAGGGAAUCCCAAGGGUUUCUAGAAACCUCCAAAAACUAUGAGGAGGCAUGGAAUAGACUCUCCCUCACGCUCCAGGAGGAAUCAACCCUGCUGACACUUUGAUUUUGAACUUCUAGCCUCCUGCAAGAAAAUAAAUGUUUGCUCUUUUAAGCCAUCUAAUUUUUGAGUGAUUUGUUAUAGGCCCUAGGAAACCAAUACAACUUCCUUUAUUCUUCUGUUAAGGAAUACAGUCAGGAUCAACUCCAAGAUUAUGUCAUCCUAGGUCGUCAUCCAGGGAGAAGAAAGGGCUGCUGUCUCCCAGGCCAUUCAUUUAUGUUUCAUCCUGUCCAUCCACCUGCUUGGCUGCCCACCCCUCAGCCUAGAAAGUAGAUCUUGUCUGACAAGGAGCCCCUUCCGGCUGCCAGGGAAGCAGAUAACGGAAAAAUCUCUUAAGAGGAGUAUGCUAGGCAGAUAAAUGCAACAGAUGUAUACCGAAAAUUGCAACUUCUCUGGGUUAGGCUAGGGAAUAUAGCUGAGCCAUUCCAGGGCUGGGUUAAACCAGCUCCCUUGGGGCUCCCCGUGCAAGACAGUUCACCACCAACAGCCCUGGUACACACAGUGACCCUCCUAGAAACUGGCUCCAUCAAGGGAGGGGUCAUUUUCCAAACUGUCUCUUGCACUGUUUAUCUUUGGUAACCCCAUUAAUGUCAUGACAAAGGCCAUGCCUUCUUGAGGCUCUCAGAAGAGAGGAGGAACCCUGGCCCAGUGGAGUCUAAGUAGAGAAAGGAGAAGAAGGCAGGACCGGGAGAGAACAAGGUCCCUUGGGAAGAGCUCAUCAAGAACCCCUGGGCUAAGAAGAGGACCCUGAAGGAAUAAGUCAGAGAGGAGCACAGGCAAGAACAGGGAAGCAAACAGCGCUCUGUCCAUUGGAUGUAAAAAUGAGGCCCCAGGGAAUUCCCAUUGUGGCACAGUGGAAACGAAGCUGACUAGGAUCCAUGAAGAUGCAGGUUUGAUCCCUGGCCUCGCUCAGUGGGUUAAGGAUCUGGCGUUGCCAUGAGCU
Messenger RNA from Sus scrofa (pig), 4008 nucleotides. NCBI's taxonomy places the organism in Eukaryota, Metazoa, Chordata, Mammalia, Artiodactyla, Suidae. The record is from RefSeq and is a predicted model, not a curated record.